GGUGGGUGGUCGGACCAAGCAAUUGUGGCGCAAUUCAGAAUUGCUGGAAGCUUGUCAUGAACAGGUGAUGGCGCCAAAACGCCGACAUUGACAGUGAAAGUACGUGGUGGUCGUCUGCUUGAUCCUUCCGUGAUAAUACUUGAUUCCUUCAUUUCUUUCUUCGUUGACGAUUUGAAAACAAGCCUGUACCAAGGUCCAAGGUCAUUGAAUGUACAAGGAAGACACUCUGUUUCUCAGUGUGGCGAGCGCCAAGGAUUCAAGCUCAAAAUUGUGGGAGCUGCGUGAAGGUAGUUGUUUCAUCAAGCUACCAAUCGAUGCCCCAUCUAAGGUUUGCUUCACAAGUUCCUUCAACUACUUCAGCAAGGAGCUUGCAGAUUGCUUUACCUUAGAGAGUUCUGCUUUGUCCUAGCUGAACUCAGAGCUUAACUCAGAGCUCUUUCUGGUGAACCUACAUUCUUUAGAGUCACUGGGUGUUCAGCACAAAGAGGAGCAGGACGAGGAAGCAUGGCGGACAUGCCAGCUGCAAUCAUGCAGCAGGUGAUUGAGAACCAGGUUCUCACUGCUGCCAAAGCUGUUGAAGAACACCUAGACGCGCAGCUCGACCGGCUGGACAAACUCGAUGAGGACGACAUAGAAGCGAUAAGAGAGCGGCGGCUGGCGGAGAUGAAAAGGCUGGCUGCAAAGAAACAAGAGUGGGCAGCAAAAGGUCACGGGGACUAUCGGGAGAUCCCCACUGAGAAGGACUUCUUCAGCGAAUCAAAGUCGAGCGAGCGGGUUGUGUGCCAUUUCUACAGGGAGAACUGGCCUUGCAAGGUUGUAGACAAGCACCUGUCCAUUCUCGCAAAGGAGCACCUCGAGACCAAGUUCGUAAAGCUCGACGCCGAGAAGAGCCCCUUCCUCUGCGAGCGGCUGCGGAUCUUCAUGCUUCCCACGAUUGCAAUCAUCAAGAACGGCAAGGCAGAGGACUACGUUGUCGGGUUUGACGAGCUAGGCGGGUCAGAUGAUUUCGGAACCGAGGUUUUGGAGGAGAGGUUAGCACGGACUGGGGUUAUCUUUGCAGACGGUCUGGGUGGGGAUGGUGCUAGCAGGAGGAAAGCGAAGGGGCCGUCGGAAGAGAAGCGGUCAAUCAGAAAGGGGGGAGCCAGGGAUGAUGGUUCGGACGAUGAUGACGAAUAGAGAGGUAACGAUUUGUACAGCUUCACAUGCCAACGCGUCAUGGCAAGCCUUCGCGCAUCUGGUUGUGUACGGUCAUCUGACAUGUUGUGGGGCACUGUUUGUUGAUUACGCAGUCAUACGAAAUUGCGUUCUCUGGCUUGUAAGCCGCAGUGGGGUUCGGUCGUUUCAAACAAGUUUCAUACACUCUAAGUUAACAACGAAUUUGCGCCAAAGCGGCGGCCGGGCAGGCCCGGGUGCACCUGCUGGCCACCCUACACCUAGUCCACUGAGCUCGUCAGUAAGUGCCGCCGCAAAAAGACAAUUGCAAGCUCAUUAACC
Messenger RNA from Klebsormidium nitens, 1494 nucleotides. The record is from the annotation of a GenBank genome assembly. NCBI's taxonomy places the organism in Eukaryota, Viridiplantae, Streptophyta, Klebsormidiophyceae, Klebsormidiales, Klebsormidiaceae.